AUGGCCCCCUCAACGCCACCGCCCCAGCAGAUCGGCCUUGCCCUGCCCCUGCUCUAUCGCUUCUUCUUCCUCUUCCUCGAGCCCGCGUCCGCCCUCGCUGGCGCCUACUUCUGCCACGCGCGACCGGCGCGCUACCUGACCCUCCUUGACGCGCCCUCCGCCGCCGCGACCAUCUACGCCACCGGCCGUCAUCCUGCGCAGCACCCGCGACUUGCGCGUCUGGCGCGCCGUCCUCGGCGCGCCGUCCUCGGCGCGGCGCUGCUCGGCGACUUGGCACGCCUGCACGCGCUGCGCGCCCUCGGGCCGCGCAUCUACUACGACGUCGCGGCGUGGAACGCGGCCGCGUGGGGGAACGUGGGGUGGAUUUACGUCGGCGCGAUGCUGCGGGUGUGCUUCUUGGCCGGCGUGGGCAUGGGAGCCAAGGUGCCGGCCAAGAAACGCCAAUGA
Cordyceps fumosorosea ARSEF 2679 is the source of this 447-nucleotide messenger RNA. RefSeq lists its product as hypothetical. The coding region runs from base 1 to 447 and encodes 148 amino acids. Lineage: Eukaryota; Fungi; Ascomycota; Sordariomycetes; Hypocreales; Cordycipitaceae. The transcript is spliced from 2 exons. The record is from RefSeq and is a predicted model, not a curated record.